UCAACUGGACUCGGUUUCAGCCUUACCACUCUCGUGAACAGCACGGACGGCUCUGCCAGGGCGACUGGAUGGCGAAUGAGUGGCGAGACAGCUGAAGAGGAACCUGUCGAAAGUAGAGAUGAGGACGUAGAGGGUAUAGAGCAAGCUGACGAAGGGGAUAGGGAGGAGCAAAGCGAAGAAGCCCGAUUGGGUAGUCUGAGGCGACUUCGGAGGGAGGGUCGUAAAGAUGGGACAAAAGUGAGCAGCUGUGGCCUCAAAGUUGAGUCUCUGAGGCAGUCAACGAGUCGCCGUGAACUGGGAGAAGAGGAGGCCUACCAGACUGGCCUGAAGGGCGAGGAGAAGAGGGAUUUGGGCAAAGAGAGAAAUAAUCGGUCGGCUGAAGACGGCGGAGAGGCUGACCCUUCAUUUCCACGAUCAAGUGACCGAGAGAGAAGGUGGCUGCAGACUCGACAUGCAUGUCCUGGAGACGAGCAGGAAGGUGGGGAGGGCAACGAUGGCGAAGAAGAAAGACAUUCAGGCAGAUCGAGAGCCCCAAUUAUCGUGGUAAAGAGCCUGAUCCCAGGAGGCGCUGCCGUGAAAGAUGGCAGACUGAAGCUGGGAGACCGUUUGAUUAAAGUGAGUUUGUUGAGCUUACUUCCAUUUCGAGUGAAAGUGUGCGGUGAAGAGAUUCGAAGGUCGGUUCCACCAGAAGACGACGGCGGACUCCUCUUGAUCAGCUGUUGA
Messenger RNA from Protopolystoma xenopodis, 723 nucleotides. The record is from the annotation of a GenBank genome assembly. Lineage: Eukaryota; Metazoa; Platyhelminthes; Monogenea; Polystomatidea; Polystomatidae.